AUGCACAACCUCCCCUCUGGCUCGCCGUCGACGUCCUACCACCUGUACAAAACGCCACCAGCACCGUUCCAUGCCCACCACACGCCCCUCGCCUUCUCCCUUGGAUUCCCCCCGCAUGACCACAGCCUCUUCCUCCCCCAGCGCCUCCCCACCUACGCCCACGGGCCCGCUGUCGCUCGAAGUGGCUACCCGUAUCCCUCCACCGCAUCAGCGUCCCUAGCUCCACACGCGCCCUACCCCGCCCAUGCUGCCUAUCAACAAUAUAAAGCCCCGUCGGCCUCCGCCCCGGCCCUCCCACAACCAGACGACCUCGAGCCCCCAAUGGCGAUCUCCCUGCCGAGCUACUUCUCCCGCCAGCCCGCCGCUUCCUCCUCCAACGACUCCGGCUCCCGCCACGACGACACCGGCAGCGGCUCAGACGGCGGACGCGAGCCCACGCCCCCCGAGGAGCAGCAGCGCGCAAAGGACGCCAAAAAGAAGAUCCACCACUGUUGGAUGUGCCACAAGUCCUUCGAUCGACCCAGCACGCUCAAGAAGCAUCUCCUCGUUCACACGGGCGAGAAAGCCUUCGCGUGCGAGAGCUGCGGGAGACGCUUCGGCGUCGCGUCCAAUCUUAACCGCCAUGCGAAGACCUGCCGCGCUGCCCACCCCGGCGCUAGCGCGCCCGCGCCCGCAGCGGGCAGCAGCUCCCCGUCGCAGGCCGCAGCCGCGAGCCCUAGUACAUCUAGCGACGCGGAGGCCUCCGCUCCUGUCGCCUCCACCUCAGACUCGACUGCCCAAGCGCCCCACGCAACUAUCACAGAGACCCCCGUAGUCCCUGCUCAGGCCACACCCGUCCCCCGUCGCACCGCUCGCAAACGCAAGACGGCGUCCGCAGAGGAGAACAUGCCCGAGACGGAGGCGUCGGCGUCCGAGCCGCGCCAGAGCCGUUCGCGGAAGCGUGCGCGGCGCGCGCCCUCGCCGAGCCUGUGGGUGCCCGAGAGCCUGAAGGCAUUCGACCUGACCCCGCUCGCGAAGGGCACGCCCGUGCCGCUCCCGCCCGUGCGCCCGCUGCGGGAGAACAACGGGACGUACAUCGAGGAGCGCGACUCGUUCGACGAGAACACCGGCGCAAACCCGUACCACCCGCGCGGCUGGCAGGGCCGCCUGCCCGGGCCCGGCCUCAUGGGCACCAACGUCGCAAACAGGAGCGGCGGGCAGCUGCUCAUUUUCUAA
Messenger RNA from Trametes versicolor FP-101664 SS1, 1215 nucleotides. RefSeq lists its product as uncharacterized. NCBI's taxonomy places the organism in Eukaryota, Fungi, Basidiomycota, Agaricomycetes, Polyporales, Polyporaceae. The coding region runs from base 1 to 1215 and encodes 404 amino acids. The transcript has 4 exons. Gene Ontology annotation, cellular component: nucleus. The record is from RefSeq and is a predicted model, not a curated record.